Messenger RNA from Asparagus officinalis (garden asparagus), 2626 nucleotides. RefSeq names its product zinc finger protein VAR3, chloroplastic. Gene Ontology annotation, molecular function: mRNA binding. NCBI's taxonomy places the organism in Eukaryota, Viridiplantae, Streptophyta, Magnoliopsida, Asparagales, Asparagaceae. Gene Ontology annotation, cellular component: cytoplasm. The record is from RefSeq and is a predicted model, not a curated record.
ACCCCCUUCAAGCCCCAAUUCCACACUCAGAGAGGAGAAUCCUACAGCGAUUUGGGGGCGAUCAACAAUUUGGGGCCGGUUUCGGCGGACGCUGUUUCGAAGGGGAUUGCAUGGCCUGAGUGGACGAAAUUUGUGGAGAAUUUGAGUGUGGGAGGGUAUUCAGGGAGUGGUUGUGAUGAGUUUGUGGUGGCUGAGGGCGCGCCGAGGAGUUUCGAGGCGGGCGGGGCGUGCCUUGCGUUUGCGAGGGACCGGCCGGAUGCACUGAGAUUGCUUGCUAAGAAGGAUAUUGAAGUUAUCGUGGAGAAGGGAUCUACCUCCUUGUUUAAGAAUGGUGAGAGCUCAGCUAGGCUGAUGAGGCUGUUUUUGAGCGGUGAUGAAAGCACUGUGUUGGAAUCUGAGAGAGCACAAACUAUUGAUGUCAUGCGGUAUGUGUUGAGUUAUGUUUAUGAUUCUCUCAGCAUUCCUGAUGGGAUAAAGCAUGAAGACACUAAACUAAUGGAAGCAUCUAUCCGGAGCUUGUUAACUGAAUUUGUUACUCUGAGCAGGCCCAUUCAGGGUUCGAAAUUUACUGAGUCCACUUUAGGACAGGAUCCUGUUAGUUUUGAACAGUUUUCCAGGCCUCCCGGACAAAAUAUUGAGAUGAAAAGAGGUGACUGGAUUUGCCCUAAAUGUAGUUUCAUGAAUUUUGCGAGGAACUCAAGAUGCCUUGAAUGUGAAGAGGUGCGGCCUAAAAUGCAGCUGACUGGUGCAGAGUGGGAAUGCCCUCAAUGUGAGUUCUUUAAUUAUGGGAGGAACAUGUCAUGCUUAAGGUGUGAUUGCAAGCGUCCUGCAGAAAUCCCAUCAACUGCUCCUUACGGUAAAUCCUCUAGUGUAGAUCAGAUUCUUGGUAGAGGCAACACCGAUAAAGCUGAUCUUGAGCAGAGGCUUGCUGCCAAUGAUGAGAAAGCAGAGAGAUGGUUCAACAAAGUUUCCCAACUUGGUGAUAAAGCUGAUAUAAACAGUGCUGACGAGGACUUUCCAGAAAUCAUGCCUUUGAGAAAGGGGGUGAAUAGAUUUGUUGUUAGCACUAGGAAGACACCACUAGAAAGGAGAUUGGCUAAUUCUCCUCAGUCUGAUACACCAUCUGAGUCUUCAAUUAAUGAGAGUUUAGACAGGAUUCUUGGUCGUACCUCGACUCCACCGGCGGCCGAAGAGGCAAAUUAUAGACAGAGUAGUGCUAAGACUGAUCCUGGUUAUGUUCCUUUUGUCCCCUUGCCACCAAAUACUUUUAGCAAACCAAAGAGUUCGAAUAAUGAAGAUUCAUCUUCAGCAAGCCCAACUGGAAGCAAUAACUACAAUGAAUCAUCUGAUGUACCCGAUGACGAUUUUCCCGAGAUCAUGCCUAUGCGCAAAGGAGAGAACCGAUUUGUUGUCAGCAAGAAAAAAGACCGAUCUUUGACAUCGCCACAGUAUAAAAGAAGGCUAGCCAUGGAGCAGGCCAAUAAAUCUGACUUUGUUCCUUUUGUGCCGUUUCCUCCCGGUUACUUUGCUAAGAAAGACAAGCAACCAGAAGCUACUGCUCCUUCCAACAUUGAAGCAAUUCCACUGAAUCCUGCACCAUCAGAAAAAGCUCAGGCUGUUCCUGAAAAAUCCGACAAUACUUCACAGCAACCUGAAACUAGGAGUUACAGUCAGAGUUAUAACGCUUCACAGCAGCCUGAAAGUCGGGACUACAGUCAGAAUUAUAACACCUCACAGCAACCUGAAACUAGGGCUUAUGGACAGAAUUAUAGCACCUCUCAGCAACCUGCAACUAGGAGUUACAGUCAGAGCUAUAACACCUCUCAGCAACCCGAAAAUAGAGGUUACAGCCAAAGUUAUAACAACCCACAGCAAAGUGAAACUAAAGGUUACGAUCAUAGUUAUAACACCAAGCAACCUGAAAAUAGGGGUUAUGGUCAGAGUUAUAACUCCUCACAGCAAACUAAAAGUAAGGAUUACAGUCAGAGUUAUAACUCCUCUAAGCAAACUGAAUCUAAAGGCUACGAUCAGAGUUAUAACAUCUCCCAGCAAACAGAGAGUACGGGUUACAGUCAGAGUUAUAACUCUAAGCAAACUGAAACAAAGGGUUACAGUCAGAAUUAUAACUCUCGGUUUUCUGGAAAAAGCUUGGAAGGGUCAGCUGUCACAGAGCCGGAUCCUUUGGAUAUGUCAGAGGAGGCAAAAGCAGCGAGAUGGUUCAGAAGAGCAGCACAAAUAAAGAAUAUAUCGGAGCUGAGUGAGAUUCCUGAUGAGGAUUUCCCGGAGAUAAUGCCAAUGAGGAAAGGGGUUAACAGGUUUGUUGUGAGUAAGAGGAAAACACCUUUAGAGAGGAGGCUUACAUCUCCUCAGUAUAGAAGGAACCUGCCCAUUGUGAGGUCUGAACCGGAGAAAGAUGCCAGCUGAAUUCUGAGUAUCUUCAGAUCUUAUGAUUUUAGAGGUAAAAAAUUUUGUUCUUGAUAAUUAAUGUCGAAUGUCUUGUAAUGCAAUAAUUUAAUCCUUGAGAAAAAAUGUGAUAGAUAUAAAUCUUGACAUGGUUUUUAUCUCCGAUGAAGUGUGUUCUUUAAGUGGUUUAAGGUUGUGGUUGAGAUGAUUUUUAGUUGGAAAA